This is a messenger RNA of Corapipo altera (White-ruffed manakin), 930 nucleotides long. Its product is annotated as polyadenylate-binding protein-interacting protein 1-like. The record is from RefSeq and is a predicted model, not a curated record. Gene Ontology annotation, molecular function: RNA binding; protein binding; translation activator activity. The transcript has 9 exons. Gene Ontology annotation, biological process: regulation of translational initiation. Bases 16 to 930 code for a protein of 304 amino acids. NCBI's taxonomy places the organism in Eukaryota, Metazoa, Chordata, Aves, Passeriformes, Pipridae.
GAUUCUGGACUGGAAAUGACUGAAUCUCAGGUGGCUAUGGCUCCUGUAAUAACAUCAAAGUUGUCCCUUAAAGCACCUGAGUUUUAUCCAUCAGGAUAUAAUCAGAACUUUGCACAGUCACUGGCUGAUUCUUCCUUUGAAGAUGGAUAUGAUGGCUAUCUGACUUUGGCAGAAUAUGUACAAGACUUCCUAAAUCACCUCGCUGAGCAACCAGGUUGUUUUGAAACUGAAAUAGAGCAGUUUACUGAAAUAGUAUAUGGCUGGGUCACUGCAGAUGAAACUUUGCAAGAACUUGUUGAACUCGUAUAUCAGCAGACCACAACUGUCCCAAAUUUUUCCUACAUGGGAACACGGUUGUGUAACUAUCUAUCUCACCAUCUAACCAUUAGUCCACUAAGUGGGAACUUCCGACAAUUGUUACUUCAAAGGUGUCAAACAGAGUAUGAAAAUAGAGAUGAAGCUGCCAAAGGAGAUGAGACUGCUCGAAAACAAUUUCAUGCCUUUGUGUUGUUCUUAGCUAAACUUUACCUUAACCUAGAGAUUAAAGGAACAAAUGGACAGGUUAAACGAGCAGAAAUUCUUCAAGAAGGCCUUCGGGAAUUACUAAAUGUGCUCUUCUCUAAUCCUGUUGAUAAUAAUUUGAUGUGUGCAGUGAAACUGCUGAAGGAAAUGUUUGAGAGUGCCAUGAGCACCUUCAACAAUACUUUGACCUGUAGGAGAAUGAGGGAUGCCCGUAACAUGCCACACCUUCUCCACCCGGUUGCGGAGACCCUUGGAGGACGGGACCCCCUGGGCGCCCUUGGCCUCUCCGCCGAUAUCUGGCGCCCGUUUAACAGGGAGUCCUACUUCGCCGAGUUCUGCAGGGACGUAAGGCGGACGAAGGAGCUGAGGGAAGCGGUCGUGAAGGCAGCGCUGUCCCCGGCGCUGUAG